Molecule: messenger RNA, 2565 nt
Organism: Caenorhabditis briggsae
Lineage: Eukaryota; Metazoa; Nematoda; Chromadorea; Rhabditida; Rhabditidae
Exons: 12
Coding region: 1-2565 (854 amino acids)
Source: RefSeq, a predicted model, not a curated record
AUGCGGAUGUUUCUUUUCCUUCUUCCUAUUUCAUAUCGAUUCGUUUUGGCACAAUAUGAGUCACCAGAUCCAUCAUCACCAGCUCCUUCCUCCAACUAUUGUGCAGCAUUCGUCGAAUGUGCCGCGGUAUCCCUAUUAGAAGAGCGUCUCUGUCUUGGAAACUCUUUAUGGAGACCCUAUUGGUUACCGGAACGAAGAGACACCUACGACUGUCAUCAGAAGUUGAAAAAUGAUUAUACUACGUUAGAGCGAUUGGAGGAAGAAUUGGAUGGGCAGUUGGUCGCAUGUCUCAAUGAAAAUUCAAAGCCGUUGGACAAGCAAACGAAUGAACAAUGCCAACUUCUUCCCCGCCCUCCCAGAUUCUCUUUCAGCCGAACCAUAACCUAUGUUCCGAAUCAUUGCUUUACUGGAGUAAAGAGAAGAAUCGAGAGACAAUGUGGACAAUUGACGAAAUGUUGUCCGAGUAUUGAAAAAUAUCUCUCACAAGAACUGAGAUAUAUAAGUUCAAAGUUGGCUGGUCAAUCAGGUAAACGAAAGGCCAUCAUGCUUACGUUUGUUCGAAAACUGUUCGAAAAAUCGUUCGAACGAAUUUUCGUUCAAGGGAAAUGUUUUUUGAAAAACACACAAUGUUUCAGAUGCAAACUGCUCUCAUCAGAAUCGACGCUUCAAAAAAUGAUCAACACCACAAAGACAAAUUUGAAGAAAAGAGCAGAAGACUGUAAGAAGGGAAUGCCAGUGCUACCGAUUAUUUUGGACGGAGUUUUGUUCUCCGAAGACGAGUCUCAUGAGAAGAGUUGGGCUCCAACUGGACAUGUAAAUGUUCGUUUCACCGAUAAAGAGACACAAAGAAAUCAACAGGAAGAGAGGAACGGUGGAUUUGUCAAUGUUCGAUUCACGACACAACAAGAAAAUGAAGAGAGAGCAAGAAAGUUAUUAAUUCGUUAUGGAGACAAAGAAGGAGAUGGAUUGACACUUCCCAAGCUUUCUUAUCCAGAAAACAGCUCAAAAAAGGAGUUUGAGAAGAAGUUUGACGCAGCAAUGAGGAAAACGGAUUCGAUAAAACAGAGAAUAGAAACACUCGAUAGAUCAAAAAUUGCAAAAGAAGGCUUCGACUCGCUGAUUGAUGCAGCAACGGUUUCAGAAACAGUCAACAAUAUGCCACCAAUGGGUACUGUAACUCUUCUAGAAUCAAAUGACGAUAACAUUGCUGUCGAAGAUUCCGGAGACAAAACUUCUGUUUCAAGUUCUAUUGUUUUUGGAUCUUCCUCGGAAUCCGUUACAACAAGUCCAAUAAUCUUUGUCGAAAAAAUUGCAAUUCCCCAGACGAAUAGUACAAUUGAGAGGUGCCGAGUUUCCACGACAAUUCGAUUUUCGAAUAUUCUGAAGAUGUUAGGAGAGAAUCCGAAUUCAAAAGACUUCAAGGAAGUUAAAGGUCUCGUCGAGAAGUUUGAAAAAAAGUUGAAAGGAAAAGAAUUGAGUGAGGAUCAAAAGAAUAAGGCGAAAUUGAUCGAGAAAUCCCUGGAGAUGCUCUUGGAGAAUUUCGACGAUUCUGAAUACAAAAAGGUAGAAAAAAGUGUGGAAAAGGUGGUAAAUGAAACGCAGGACUUGCCUAUUUGUGAAGACGAGUCCUCCACGAAUUCUACAGUUGUAACUUCCGAAUCUAUCGAUGAUCCCACGUCUACAAUGUUAGUAGACGAUAAUGGAGACAAGUUUAUAAUACAGAAAGGUGCUACAACACUGGUGGUGGGAGGAGACAAGGAUGACAAGCUAGAAAAGAAGGAUGGAGAAGAAGUGAUCAAAAACUUUAUCUCCGAAGAAUACAAAGUUGAAAUCGACGCAUUCAGAAGAGAACACAAUCUAUGGACCAAACAAAAUAGCAAUACAACACUGAUAAAAAGAAACGAAACCACAUGUGAUAUGUACAUGAGAUGUCGAUCUCAGAUGCAUUUGGCUGUUGAUAGCUGUGCAUGGAGAUUUGCAAGUGAUCAACUUCUUGCUACAAUGGCUGAAUCUGCUGAAAGUCUUCUUUUCAAAGACGAUGGCGUUUGUUCUCAAAAGGAUGGUGACAAAUUUGUAGAACUUUAUGAGAACAUGAUCAAAAGAAACGACAAACUUCGAGUUUGUCUGGACGACAAGAAUGAGCAAUUCUUCGAAGAUUCCGUCUGCCUCGCAUACCCAGAAGAACGUCGUCACGAAUAUGACAAUGCCCUUCGACGUCUUCUGAAUACUUCUUUCGAGUAUUCAAAAUCCAGAGAAUGUUUCCAUGACGCCAAUAUGAUUCAAGAAAAGUGUACUCAUCUCAGAGAUUGUUGUCCAAACUUUGAUGAAUGUCGAGAAGAAACAUUUGAGGUGGAAAUUGAAAGAACUAUCAUCAAUUUAACAGCAACAAUCAAUGAAAUAAAGCAAGAAUGUGUGAAGAGAAAAGCCAAGGAAGCAGUCAAGAAUGUCGUACGCCAGCUUCUAUUGAACACAGAUGCAGGUCAAAAACUUGAACAAAUCGCCCAACUUGGUCUGGAUAUUUCAAGAGGUGCUCGUGUGGUUCGAAUGGCCAAAUAUAGAUCCUAA